Hyaloscypha bicolor E is the source of this 279-nucleotide messenger RNA. RefSeq lists its product as uncharacterized. Lineage: Eukaryota; Fungi; Ascomycota; Leotiomycetes; Helotiales; Hyaloscyphaceae. The annotation marks the transcript as partial. The transcript has a single exon. The record is from RefSeq and is a predicted model, not a curated record.
GAAUUUCCCGUCGUUUGUCAAAAGACUCAAUGUAUUUUUUGCAUCGGAAACGAGCGGCUUCCCUACGAGCAACGAACGCGCACCUUUAACCGCGUUUCGCACAUGUGGGACCAUGUCGAGAAUGUUCACUUGAGCAAGGUGCCAGCAGAGCAGCGGAUCAUCUGCUACCACCCUGUCUGCAAGGCUCAAGGAUUGGUUCUCGACCACGUUAUGCACUUCAAAAAUCACGUGGCGAGAGUCCACAAGAUCGACCUCCGACCGAGGGUUUUUCCUUAUUGA